UGUUGCUCAUGUCCUGUCCGCGCACACAGCUGUUCCCCCCGCAGGAAACAUUUGCAGGAGCUCUUGGGGUGAUUCCUCCUUUUCCAGAAGCCAAUCACGUGACCCCCUCUAAUAACAGGAGACGCGAGGUUUGCGUUUUCUCACUUCUCAGUGCUGACAACUGUGGAGGCACACACAUGAGCACUUGUGAGCGGAGCAGAGGGACCUCGUUUGGACAUUUCAACUGGACGUAAGAGACGGAGAUGGAGCUGCAAAGCUCGCGAGAACUCGCGCGCCGCCUCCAGUAGCGCGCACCGUCGCAACUCGCUGAGUCGCGUCCGCGGUGUUGUUGUUGGCCAACUUUUGCGCAUCUCUUACCUGGUCCUCCGGUCGGGGCGAGUGCGUGUGGGCGCAUCCUCAUCGUCACCUUCCUCGCAGGACGGGAGGCUUGUAUGUGGAAGCAGCAGACGGCUCCGUGAGCUGCAGCCACCCGGGUGCCACUUUGUCAGUCCCCCCCUCUUUAAAAGUGUCCGAUGUUCGCCCACAGGAUGAUGUUCAUCGGACUCCUGCUUCAAGUCUUCUCCCACGGUAGCGCACCGGUUUUGGCCUCCUUUGACUGUCUGCUGGCAGAGCAGGGCUGCAUCCAAGAGCAGUCUUGCAUGGUCCCGUACCGCCUGCUGGAGUACUGUGCAGAUGAGGAGGCGGUUUCGCCGCUCAGCCCGGAGGCCCGCACCGAGUGCCUGGAGGCUCAGAACUCCUUGCAGCACCAUCGCCCCCUUCAAGUGUGCAAAUGUCAGCGUGGAUCUCGAAGAGAGGAACACUGCCUCCGGGUCUACUGGACUGUGAGGUUUGGAGCUUAUGAUGAGUACGAAGUAUCUCCAUAUGAAGAAUUGGAGUUCAGCCUGGUGAGAAACAUUGACAUGUCGCAUAUGGCGUCCAUCAUGGCAGCUUCCUCCGUGUCUGUGGACGGCCACAAUCAGUGUCUCAAGGCAGCCCAAGACUGCGGCCUCUUUGAGAAAUGCGGUUCCCUGCGCUCUGAGUAUGUUGUGGCGUGCACCAAGCGGGCAGCGACCUCUGACAACACUUGCAACCGUCAGAAAUGCCACCGAGCGCUGCGGCGUUUCCUGGAGCGUGUCCCAGAGGAGUACAGCUUCGCCUUGCUCUUCUGCCCCUGCUCCGACACCCUAUGUGGGGAGCGCCGCAGGAAAACCAUCGUACCGUCUUGUUCCUAUGAGGAGAACACUAAGGGGGAGGACCGAGUGGGCAAGCCCAACUGCCUCAACCUGCAGAACUACUGCUCCAGGGACGAGCUGUGUAGAUCCCGGUUUGCUGAUUUCCAACACAACUGUCAAGCAGCUCCUCUGUCUACCUCUGGCUGCAUGCGAGAGAGCAGAGCUAUGUGCCUCAAGGCCUACGCUGGACUCAUAGGCACCAUUAUGACUCCCAACUACGUGAGCAACAGCAGCACGGAGGUGUCCCAGUGGUGCACGUGCGACGGCAGCGGCAAUGAAUGGCAGGGCUGUCAACGCAUCCUGCACAUGUUCAAAAACAACAUUUGUCUGCGUGCUGCCAUCAGCUCCAUGGGAGUUUCCGUGGACCCCUCUGCUGAGACCAGCCCCGUUCCAGCUCCCGAGCCCUCCCCAAAAGUCCACGAGGAGAGGCUCCACGGCAUUAAUUCUGUUCCGGAAUUCACCACCAUUGAGACCGGUGAAGAAGUGGAGCAGGAGGAGGUUAAGAGUGAGGAAUUCAACAUCAUCCCACCAUAUUCUGAAAAAGAUUCCAACAUUGAGUCGAGGGCCACAGAGAGGCAGCGAGGGGCAGCCAGCUCACUGGCGCCAGUCAUUCCACUACUGCUGCUGUCUGUACUCAACCUGGACUGGGACUGUUAGAACAACUAAAACUUCAGUCUUCUGCCCAUUUUUUUCCUGCCAUUUCCCACAUUCAAACACAUGCCCACUCCCCAAGAGAAGUUGCCAGAAUACACUGCAAAGGCUUUCAUUAUAAAAGAAAAGUACUCUCCUCCAUAAGUGUUAAAAGAUAUCUGGAGUGUAGCAGUAUCUGUGUCUCUUAGCUCUGGAGCAGAUAGCAGUGCAUGGCAUAACUGAGAAGUGCUGCCUGGGCAGCCUGUUUCAUACUUAAAUGUACAUCCCCUCUUUUAACCGGGCACACAUUGCCAAAGGCCACACUCAUUGUACGUGCUCUCCUAGACAAAACCGCAGAAGCGGCGUACUCUAGUGCAUCCGAGGCAGAGUAUGGCUUCUGAUUUCUUUUGUGACUCGCUUGCCCCGUCGACUUUUGCUCUGUCUCCAUCGCACAAUGCUCUCAAGUGAAUUCACUUUACCGGUUAAAUCAAAACAUGGUGCUGACUUGAGUCAACAUUCUAUUUCAUCAAAUGUACAUUUUGCAGUGGCCAUAGAAUUGCCGUUGUAAUCUAGCUGGGUUAAUGGCUGAAAGAUCCAAGCAACAGCAUAUGGUGCAGCACACAUUUGACUUUUACAACUUAACAUUUUCCACCAAAGUCUGUUCCAGCAGGCUGCUUGACCUUGAAGACCUUGACCUUGACCUGAACUUCCCCUUAAACAAUUUUGGAAUUCCCCUAUCAUAAAACCUUUAAAUUUUGCAUUAAGAUAUGCUUUCAUGGUAGUUUAAAUGUUUUAUAUUGUACUGUGAAAACAAACAAGUCAUAAAAGUUGUUCAAAGUUAGGGCGCACUCCCGCUGGGAUGGUCCUAUCGUAUGAGCACAUAUGGAGAAAUAACCACAUUCACAGCCAGGCCAGGUUAAAGUCCCCAGUUCGGAUAACAUACAUAUUUUGGACUAUGACAAGGAGCAAACCCAAGCAAGCACAAGGAGAACAGCGCUAGACAACAGCUUCUUUUUCUUUCUUCUUCUUUUUUCCCUUUCGACUUGUCCCAUUAGGGGUCGCCACAGUGUGUCAUCUUUUUCCAUCUAAGCCUACCUUGUGCUUCUUCCUCUGUAACACACAUUGUCCUCAUGUCCUCCCUCACAACAUCCAUCAACCUUUUCUUUGGUCUUCCUCCAUAAUAAUAUACUCACUCUCACGCCUCUGAACAUCUCCAAACCAUCAAAGUCUGCUCUCUCUCACCUUGUCUCCAAAACAUCCAACUUUAGCCGUCCCUCUCAUGAGCUCAUUUCUAUUCCUAUCCAACCUGCUCAUUUUGAGCGAGAACCUCAGCCUCUUCAUUUCUGGUACCUCCAGUUCUGCUUCCUGUUGUUUCGUCAGUGCCACCGUCUCUAAUCCGUACGUCAUGGCCGGACUCACCACUGUUUUGUAAACUUUGCCCUUCAUCCUAGCAGAGACUCUUCUGUCACAUAACACACCAGAUACCUUCCGCCAACUGUUCUACCCUGUUUGGACCUGUUUCUUCACUUCCUUACCACACUCUCCAUUGCUCUGUAUUGUUGACCCCAAGUAUUUUAAGUCGUCCACCCUCGCUAUUUCUUCUUCCUUUAGCCUCACUCUUCCCCCUCCACCCUUCUCAUUCACGCACAUAUAUUCUGUUUUACUUCAGCUAAUCUUCAUUCCUCUCCUUUCCAGUGCAUGUCUCCAUCUUUCCAAUUGUUCCUCUGCGUGCUCCCUGCUUUCACUGCAUAUGACAAUAUCAUCUGCGAACAUCAUGGUCCAAGGGGAUUCCAGUCUAACCUCAUCUGUCAGCCUAUCCAUUACCACUGCAAACAGGAAGGGGCUCAGAGCUGAUCCCUGAUGCAGUCCC
Messenger RNA from Syngnathoides biaculeatus (alligator pipefish), 3711 nucleotides. RefSeq names its product GDNF family receptor alpha-4-like. The transcript has 8 exons. The record is from RefSeq and is a predicted model, not a curated record. The coding region runs from base 513 to 1868 and encodes 451 amino acids. NCBI's taxonomy places the organism in Eukaryota, Metazoa, Chordata, Actinopteri, Syngnathiformes, Syngnathidae. Gene Ontology annotation, biological process: nervous system development. Gene Ontology annotation, cellular component: external side of plasma membrane; signaling receptor complex. Gene Ontology annotation, molecular function: signaling receptor activity.